Messenger RNA from Larimichthys crocea (large yellow croaker), 7308 nucleotides. It is a transcript of the gene fhdc1, whose product is annotated as FH2 domain containing 1. The record is from RefSeq and is a predicted model, not a curated record. Lineage: Eukaryota; Metazoa; Chordata; Actinopteri; Sciaenidae. The transcript is spliced from 12 exons. Bases 545 to 4126 code for a protein of 1193 amino acids.
CAAUCACGUACGAGGAAGCUCACAACACCGCCGUCUGCUGCUGCUGGUGUCUGACUGUCUCUGCACUGUGUGUGCUGCAGCUCGAGCAGGACACCGGCGGCUCACCUGACCGACUGAUAACCUGAAACACACACGUAGAUUUUCUCCUCUGAAAAGUAUCGACCCACUAACUCCAAACGGUGUCGGAGCUCAGUACGUGUCCCGACGAGCUCCUCUCAUCCCUCCGCCCCAUGGCCAUCACCACCCGCAGCCUCCUCCCCCUGGGAGAUAACCUUCAAAGCUUCUGCUCGGCACAAUGGAUGACCAGCUGAGUGAUGGAGAUGGACAUGCAGAAUCAAAGACAUGCUCCCUUCAUUGUGACUAGAUGAAGGGACGUCUACCUUCUUCCAGCAGUGAGGGGACGUACACUGCAGAGUUUUGAUGUUCUUCAGAGCGAAAGAAAACAAAUUAGCUCUUUGGAAACCAUUUUGAAAAUCGGAUAUAUUCAGUUUGCGGACCAUACUCUCUCAGCAUAGAGCUCAUAUGCUGACUGUUUAUCCCUGUGAUGCUUGUUAUGAGUUGUCCAUCCUCAACCAAUGAGCCAGAGAGCUGCAGCAGCGAGGGAAGCAGCUGCACCACUUCCUCCAACAUCACCUCCGACCCAUCCUCUAUGUCUGGACACACUCACGACACCCUACCUUCCCUCAGCGAUGCCCCCGACACCUCUAAGCACCGAGCUCCCCCACCUCCUCCCCUGCCGCCCCCACCUCCAGGAGCACCCCCGCCGCCUCCGCCCCCAUUUAGCAACCACAACGCGAGGAAGAAGCGCCGCGUGCGCAGCUUCUUCUGGAAGCCGAUACCGGAGGAGAAGGUACGGGGAAAGCCCAACAUCUGGACGCUGGCGGUGCGGCAGCAGCAGUACCAGAUCGACGUUCGCUCGGUGGAGGAGUUGUUCGGGCAGCAGGAGGAUGCUGGGACAGGGUUACGUGGGUCGACGCCAGCUAGUGGAAACUCAUCUCGUGUUUCCAGAUCCUGCUCGUUCAAGGAGAGCAGCAAGGAUGAGAUCAGCAUUCUUGACUCCAAGAGGGGGAUGAAUGUGGGUAUUUUCCUGAAGCAGUUCAAGAAGUCCAACCGCUCUAUUGUUGAAGACAUACGACAUGGGGAAGGAAAGAUUUACGGAGCGGAGCUGCUCAAGGACCUGCUGAAACUCCUGCCUGACGCAGAGGAGAUCAAGAAACUUCGGGCGUUUAAAGGAGACCCAGACAAGCUGACACUGGUAGAUUCCUUUAUGUACCUCCUGAUCCAGGUGCCCCAGUUUGAGAUUCGGAUCGAGGCCAUAGUCCUCCGCGAAGAGUUCUUCCCUUCCUCUGCUGUAAUGAGCCACGAGAUCGAUGUCGUUCGAGUCGCCACUAAAGAGCUGAUGAGCUGCGAGGAGCUUCAUGCCAUUCUGCAUUUGGUGCUGCAGGCCGGAAAUAUCAUGAACGCUGGUGGCUACGCAGGCAACGCUGUGGGCUUCAAGCUCUCAUCCCUCCUCUCAUUGGCUGACACUAAGGCCAACAAACCUGGGAUGAACCUGCUGCACUUUGUCGCUAUGGAGGCAAAGAAAAAAGACGAGAAGCUGCUCAAGUUUCCAGAGAAACUUCAUGAUGUGCAGAGGGCAUCCAGAAUCUCAGUGGAAAACAUCGAGCUGGAGUUUUCCUCCUUAUACGUUCGCAUUAAAACCCUGGAGGAGAAGGUUCAAGGAGACCAGGAGCUCCUGCGGCAGCUGGAGCCCUUUCUGCAGAGUUCAGCAGAGACGCUUCAGGACCUGAAGAGACGCAGGCUGGAACUGCGCAAAGAAGGAAACACCCUCAUCGAUUUCUUCUGUGAAGACAAGGACACUUUUAAGCUGGACGAGUGCUUCCGAAUCUUUCAGGACUUCUGCAUCAAGUUCAAGAAAGCUGUCAAGGACAACGCGGACCGCGAGUUAAAGGAAGCAGCCAGGCAGCGUCGUCUCAGAGAGUUGGAGGAAAAGCGUUUUGCUUGGUCCAGUGCAGAUCAGAGUGCCGUAUUUGGUCGGAGCAGCAGCGAGAACGACGUGGAGAUGCUCACCAAGGAAGGCCUGCUUGACUUCUUCCAGCAGAGGGCUCAGAGUCCACACAGCCCGCUGGGACGCUCUUCCAGCGCCCGCCGCCACCGUCACACCAUGACCUCCAUAGCGGACCGAGAACUCCAAGGAUAUCUUGAGCUAUUUGGAGGCACCGGGAAUCCCACUGACUAUUCCAAGUUUAACAGCCUACCUCGGUCAGGCCGCACCAUCCAGCGGAAGACGACACCCUGGAUCUCAGCCCAGGACGACAACCGCGAGCUGGACUGCGACAGAAAGGUGACGUCUCCACGUGCAGAAACUGAGCCAAUCAGCCCGCUGGCCAGGUUUUCCUCUUCCGCGCUAAAUGAUAAUGAUCCAUACAACAACAACAAUAUUUACUCAUCUGUGUCAGAGAGCAGCACUCUGCCUCGCUCCUUUUGUGUCUUUCAGAAGCCCGCCCAUCUUCCCAACCCAACAAUUAGCGGCCACAUGAAUGUUAGUGUGGAGAAGCACACUUUAGUUCGAGGUCCUCAAGCUUUUGACCUGCCGAGUCCAAACAAUAACAGUAAUCAUAUGCACUUUGUCAACCAGGGGGAUGUUGUGGUGACUGAUUUGGACAGAGAGAGACGGUCACCUCCCAUAAGUCUGGACAACCUCCUACAUGGUAAAGAUUUAGAAAGAGGAGGAACUCCUAAGGCAGCCUGGGAAGGGAAAUUAGAUCCUCCCACACAGGGUGGAGUCUCUCCUGAGAGAGAGAAAGAAGAAGAGGACAACAGUACAAUUUCAUCAACAACCUGUGACACACCCCUACCACUAGACACCUCUGUAUCCAAUAAGAAACCAGUGUUUUAUAUACUAGAUUGCACAGAAACAGACUGCUCUGUCACCCUGGAUUACUCUGAGGUGGAAAGCUCGUCUCUAACCAAAGAGGGACAUUUCAGAAUGACUGACUCCAGCAAAGAUCAGGAGAGCCAGCAAGAUCCAAGCUCUCUGUCCUCUAAUUUGGAAUCCAUGUCUCCCAACGACCAGUCUGUUUCAACCAAUGAGCUUUCAGCGCCGAAAUCUGUGGACGCGACAUCCAUGACUCCGUCUGUCACGGAGGAGUGGGACACAGAGAGCUGUGACACCGCUGAGGGAAAACAAGUUGUGGAAACAGAUGCACAGAGAACCAGCAGAAAACCAGUGCACGCAAAGGGCAAAGCUAACAAAGCGCCCAAGUCCACCACAGGUCGUGGUGUGCGAACGCUGACCAGCAACGAGAGCCAAGGCAUGCGCAAAGUUGUGCCCAUUAGUAAGCUUACAAGGACAGGUAUCAGCAAGAAAACAGAGGCACAUGACAGCGGAGAGUCACGCCGGCCUCUCCGUGACCAGAGCACCCCAGCGAGAGGAAGGAGCGAGAAGACCACAAGACCUCUUCGACACUCCAGUCUGCCUCCUGAUGAGUCAAAAGCUCAGAAGGGAAGCGUCCUGGGCGGCAUUUCCAGAUGGGCACGUGAUUCAAUGCCGAGAAAGGCUUCCAUCCACAAGCCAAGCGCCAAACCCCUGAGGAACAUCCCCAAAGCUGCACCCGAGGAGAAGAUGUGCCGCUCUACCAUGAGAGCCCUGGCACAGGCACAGGCCCAAGCUCAGGACCAGGCUCAAGUUCAGGCCCAAGCUCAGACCGCAACUUCCUCUGAGAACAGCAGCACUCACACACUCACUGGAAAAAGCCCCUCUAGUGUCCCCGGCUUUGCUCGCAACACUGUAGCUUCAACUUCCAGGACUUCCAAGAAGGAGCUGGCCGCCCCAUCUGUCCCCUCCACCCCUUCUCGUAGCCCUUCGCUUCUAGCUCGACAAACCCCGGCAAAGCAGAACAGGUUGUCACCCACAGUUCAAACUAGUGAGGAGCGGCCACAAGGAACAAACCUGCGCCGGGUGCAAAGUGUGAAAGCAGCCAGUCGCAGCGCCUACCGCAGCGAGACUCCCCCGCCACCUUCAACACGUGAAAAUAUCCGUAAGACUAGUAGCUUUUCUGAAAGGUCUGUCCCGUCUAGAGACUCGGCGAUGCCCAGCAGAGGCGCUAAACCAGGCUGGAAAUGAAACAAACCUAGUGUAGAAACAGAGACCUCCUCCCUGAGUUUGAUGUAAAUUGAUAUUUGCUCUUCUUACCUAUCUACAGCGCAGACUUUUCCUCUCAUAUCAUGCAAAAGACAGGAAAAAAAAAACUUCAAGCUAUCUCACCUUGUAAGGUUCCUCCAGUAGCUGACUCUGUAUCAGGUUUAUGAUUUGCAAAGAGCAAGAUGCAAUGAACUGCUCCACGUGUUCUUGUUUUGUUUAUACAAAAAGCUUUUUUUCUUUUAACUAAACUGACAAAUGGCAAAUUUGUGUUAUUUUUACACAGGAGCCCCUUUGCCUGCUUAGCUGUCUUAUGUAUUGUAAAUGCUAGUGUCUGUGAUGAUGUUGACGUUGAACACGACUGACUAUAUGAUGCUGCUAAUUAGCUCUGACAAUUUGAGACCGAGUUUCAGUGUCUUUUUCAUUCAGGGUUACAGGUUUUGUUGUACCUUAACUUGCUGCUGUUACGGUGUCUUUUAGUUUUGUUGCAUCUCUGCUCUGUUUGCUUUUUUUUUGGUUCUUUUGCUUGGUACCUCAGAGAGAUCGCAGUGGCCUUGAACCAGCAGAAAAAAUCGAAUAUGUUCAUUUGGCUCUGCAUGAAGAAGAUGUAGACGAAAUCCGAAAUUUCAGUUUUCAUUUCAAUUGGUUUCAAACCGCAAUGUCACUUUUUACAAAUUCCUGAUAUAUUAAUAUUACUACAAUAUAUAAAGUCACAGAUUAUACGCCAGUGUAUACCAACCGUGGUACUUGUUGUACCUUGUGUAUGUGUCAGUAGUUUGUAGAUGUGUUAGAACUCCUCCAUAACGUCGUGGAGUAGACGUGCACGUAGGAAACGUUUCCUGUAUACUGUAGGCUAAUGCACGAUCAAUGCUCAUGCUUUGAGAGAAAAGCAUUGAACGCAUCUGAAACAACACGGAAAUAAUCAUCAGCCAUGUGAUUAUUUUGACAGUCUGGUCUAAUUUUUCUACUGUGAAUGUAGCCAUCUCAUAUUUUCUCUAGGCCUGCACCUUUCUAGACAAGGUUAAAUUGCAACAAUUGCUCUAACUGGUCAUAAUUCAGUGCCAGAUUGUGCUUCUCAUAUAUUGUCUUAAUAACACUCAGUGCUGUUUUAAAGGUAUUUCCAGAAUCCUCAAAGACUUUCUAAACACGUGGAGAAAAAAGAUUCACUCUGCUGUAUGAUGAAAAAGAUUUUCAGCCAUAUUUCCUAUGCAGAUAGCUUGAAAUUACAUAUGUCGUUGCUCUUUUUGUAUGGCACAAGAACAAACACUCAAUUUUGUAUGGGAAUAUAAAAUAAAACACCGAUAUGGACAAAAAUAAAACAAUAAUAUACUGUUUAUAAUAUAAUAAACAAAGUAUUUACAGUAGGCUGACGCUAUUCAGCCACUGACAGUUUAUGCAGGAGGCAGGUUUAUUCCUAACAAGAAGAUUAUUUACUGUUGACUGUUGUUGAAUCCUCAAGAUCCAGAGCUAAUUUGGUGGAAAGUGGUAAUCCUGAUCCACACGUCUCUUCCUAAUUAUUCUCGUUUGGGCCCAUAAUUGCUGUAUUUCUUAUCACUCUGCCACCCAAACUAUUGAAAACUAAUCAUAAAUUACAUUACAGCAUAAUCGUAGUUUAUUUUUAAUCAACCCAGAUGGUUUAAAGAGUCUUUGAGGAUCCUUGAAAUACCUUCAAAACACCUGGAACUGUUUUUAAACGACCUUCUUUCAAAAAUCACUGAUUUAUCACCAUAUAUAAAAAGUGAUGCGUAUCUACAUGACUUGAAUGAAACAGGGAUACAUGAGAGGCACAGACUGCGGUUAAAUUGAGUCCUGUUGAGUCCCGACCAUUUCACACCACUUGCCUUCCAAACUGCAUUGUGCCAUUGCCUUGAUGGCAACAACACUCACAACAGUGCAUUGCCUUAAAGCUUAAUGUAGCCGAUCCAUCACCAGUAGAAACUCCUUGAUUGUAAAAGGAAAGUAGACGUUUUCCUACAUUCCAUCACACUGAACUGAAACAGUGACUCCGCUGGUUAGUGACUCACUUUGUACAUAAUGUAAAGACAUAGUAUUUUUCUGACUAUCAAUAUGUUUACAUAGCAUUAAAAAAAAUGAAGGGUAAGAGAGUGAAGUAUGUGAGCACACAGACAUUUUGAAAUGCUCCAUAUGGUCUGACGUUGAGAGCUCUGACGGUGUGUUGACAUGCUGUGGGUGUCUUCCUGUUCCUUGUAAUGCAAAUGAAGGUGAUGAACAGAUGACACAAAAGACCCAGUGUGACAUGCAACCGUGUGUGUGGCCUGCACCAAGCCUAAAUUUAGAUUUUCACAAGAGUAUCAAGCAAAGUAAUGGAGGGGUUGCAACUAAACAUGAAUAUUUUCUUAGUUAAAUCAUUUUAAAGUCAAAAUUUAGUUUUUAAAAAAGUUCAUCACAGAGCCAAAAAUGUUUGUUUUAUCCAACUAUCUGUCCAGACCCAAAGAUUUCCACUUAACAAUCAAAAAUGUGUUUUUAACACAAUUGCUUACGUGAGUACUUUUGUCAAAAUCAGAUUGAUAACCCAGUAUGUCAUCUAAUUCACCUAGAAAGUAAAGACGUUAGGACUGGCAGGGCUAUGGCUCAUGAAAUCUCACUCCCACACAGCCUAAAAUAAAGAUGUGUUUAACUUUUGAAACAAUCCUUUUAACGUGAUUGGAAGUUCUGGAUAAAGCUGGACCUUGAGUUUUUACUUUAAGGGUUUUUACCCUUCUGUAAACUUAAAACUACAGACAUUAUUAAAAAUCGUGUCCUCUUUUAGUAUAAACCUGAUAACAGACAGUCAAAAAAUGUUGAAUUGUUGAAUCAGCUGCUGUUUAUUUACAUUUGCAUUAUUAAAAAAGGACACACCAUCUUAUUUUGAAACUGCAGCAGCUGUAGAGAUGCUGCCCUCCCAGCCUGAACACAAUUUAUACAAAGUCUCAGUCUCCUGCUCUCCUGUCUGUCCUCCUUUGUGUAUCCCACAAUGCCCCCUGCUGCCAUCUUUUUAACAACCCCCUAAGCAUCACAAUGGCUGGCCUUUACAUUUCAUCUGACCAGCCUACAGCUGAAGAGCUGCUGUGGAAUUUGAAUACUUCACUCGCCCGUUUCACCACAACUUCCUUGUUGCUGGGUGGUUACCGUAGUAACAGUCUAAACAUCAAUUACUAUUACUUACU